GGCUGCGGGGCGCAUCGCCUGGCCCAGGCCCAAAUGUCAGCAUGAUUGAGAACUGACUCAGAAUCUCAAGACUUUAUUUAAACAUCUGAUACGUGAAAGGAAGGGGUUUAACAGACCACUAAACAUGGCAGACCCUUCAGCCGAAGUUCCCUUUUCUGUGAUCACACAACCACAGCUAACUGAGUCUACAGUGAUGAGCGAACCCCAGUGCUACUACAACGAAACCAUUGCCUUCUUUUACAACAGAAGUGGGAAGUACCUAGCCACUGAAUGGAACACUGUGAGCAAGCUUGUGAUGGGCCUCGGGAUUACAGUAUGUGUCUUCAUCAUGCUAGCCAACCUCUUAGUUAUGGUGGCCAUCUACGUCAACAGGCGUUUCCACUUUCCUAUUUAUUACCUAAUGGCUAACUUAGCUGCUGCGGACUUCUUUGCAGGGCUGGCGUAUUUUUACCUAAUGUUUAACACAGGACCCAACACUAGAAGACUGACUGUAAGCACCUGGCUCCUUCGCCAGGGUCUCAUUGACACUAGCCUGACCGCCUCUGUUGCCAACUUGCUGGCUAUCGCCAUUGAGAGGCACAUCACAGUGUUCCGCAUGCAGCUACAUACCCGGAUGAGCAAUCGGCGCGUGGUGGUGGUAAUUGUUGUCAUCUGGACUAUGGCUAUUGUCAUGGGCGCCAUACCAAGUGUGGGCUGGAAUUGCAUCUGUGACCUCGCCCACUGUUCCAACAUGGCACCACUCUAUAGUGACUCUUACUUGGUCUUCUGGGCUAUUUUCAACCUGGUCACCUUUGUAGUCAUGGUGGUCUUGUAUGCUCAUAUCUUUGGGUACGUGCGCCAGAGGACUAUGAGAAUGUCUAGGCACAGUUCUGGACCACGUAGGAAUCGGGAUACCAUGAUGAGUCUUCUGAAGACUGUGGUCAUUGUGCUUGGUGCUUUUAUAAUCUGCUGGACUCCAGGAUUAGUCUUGCUGCUCCUUGAUGUUUGUUGCCCGCAGUGCAAUGUCCUGGCAUAUGAAAAAUUCUUCUUGUUACUUGCUGAAUUCAACUCUGCCAUGAACCCCAUCAUCUACUCUUACCGGGACAAGGAAAUGAGCGCGACCUUCAAACAGAUUCUUUGUUGUCAGCGGAACGAAAAUGCCAAUGGCCCAACAGAAGGCUCUGACCGAUCUGCUUCUUCGCUCAACCACACCAUCUUGGCUGGAGUGUGUAGUAAUGAUCACUCUGUGGUUUGAAAUUGAACUGAAAGGGUUUUUUUUGUUUUUCUUUUUUUAAGGAAACAAAAACAAGACACCCACACAUGAGAAUUUAGUGCUGGGUGGAUUACUAGUUAUAAAACAAUUGACAACAUUGUUGGAGGUCUUGGAAGCAGAGGAGAAUAACAAUUUUACUAAGCUCUACUUUAAUCACUAAUGGACGAUAGUACUUUAUUCACCAGUGCCCAGUCCACAAAAACUGCCCAGUCUUUAGAAGCCUCACUGUUGUUUUGUUCUUAUCUUCUGCUUGGUGGAAGUAGAAAACGAGCUGCUUACACUGGGAAGCUGACAAACGUUUGGGAAAGCCAUUUUUAAAGCUACUCAUAACUAGCCUUCAUCAGAUGAUAUUUUUGUGAUGGCCCUAACUGAAAGCAUCUCCAAUUAAUUAAGCUUAAUAACUGCUUCAGUGCCUUCUCAUUUAGAAAUUUAGGCUUCCUCCUUGUUGUUGUUUUUAAAAUGCAUUUCAUUAAUAAUUGUCCCCAUCAGCAUGCUUUGUGAUGGACAUUUUCAGGGCAAGGACAGAAACCUGUUGUAGCCUUCAUUUUUAUUUACACUGCCAAUAACAAUGAAAAACACCUGUUUUACUACUACAGUUGUCAAUAUAGCGGCUGGGAAAUGAAUGUCUUUCCCUUGAUUUACUAGAGUUUGAAAGCAGGCUUGUUGAAGACAUGGAUGUGCUUAAUUCUCACACUGAAAUCGGUGGGAAUUAAAAGUUGUUUGGUGACUGGGUAUAUUGCCCCCAAGACAUUUAGCGUUCUUUAGUAAAGAAUUAAGCAAUCUGCGUGACAUAUACUGGAAGUUUUAAGAAGUUUCUCAUGGCCAGAUCAUGUGGUGGAUUAUAAAAUUCUGAAAGAGCCACCUUCAAAUUGGCUAAGGUGAAGCAUGACCAUGCGUAUGUUUUUUAAGUGUAUUUGUAGUGUCAAGUCUUCUAAUUAAAGGGAUUUUACUUUUGGGGGAAAGUAAAACUUUUUUUAAAAGAAGGAAUUUUCUUCGCUGUUUUGCACAGAGUGGGAGAUAUUUCUUUUUGAUUUUUCAUAUUGCUUAGGUCUGGGAUGUAUGUGGCCAGUUUUCCUCUUACUCGCCCUAAAAAAGCCUGUGACAGGAUUGAGGGGGAUGACAGAUUUAUCUAGUUCCAGUGGGGAAUGCUUAAUCUAGUAGGGAUAUUUCCGUCUUUUCUUUAUUUUUAAAGCCACUGACUGUGAGAAUGGCAACAGCAGGCCUCUCUCCACUCAUGCCACAACUGGAUCUCAUAUUCUUUUCACUGUUCACUGAGGUUUAAGGUUCAAAUGGCAGUUGGUAGAGAGAUGGAACUUAUCACCACCAUCACCCUCACAGACAGCGUAUUUUAAGAUGUAGGAAAAGGUAAUCUUUCUACGGUAGGCAACUCUCACCGGAAAUCAGAUGAACCAAUUCAGUCACCCCUCCCCGCCCACACACACAAAAAAGUAACCCCACAUUUGCUACCUAAGAAAGAGGUGGCAAAUUCUGAGUGCUUUUGCACCUCGGCCCUAAUUUUCCUUGUCAUCCAACUAUUUCCUUGACUCAAAGUCCAAUUUCUGUUUGGUUUUGAUUUUUGUUUUACAGGCAACAUAAAUCAGUAUCACAAUGAAAAUCUGUUAGUAUUCUGUUCCUACAAACAAGAUUUGUUAUUUAGAAAAAUGGAUUUAGAGUUAAGCCUUUGCUUUCAUUACUGUAAUCUCUCGAUGGAGAUUAAAUAUAAAGAGCUCUCUAUAGCGAAGGCUAAGGAUUAAAAAAAAAAGGAAAAAAGAAUUUGGGACCGUUGUGAUAUUGGUGUAGCUCGCUACAUCAGUAACAAAUUUGCAGGCCUUCUGUGCUGAGAAUCUGCAUACAUCGGACAGAACAUUUGCUUGAGACCUUUGCUUAAAAUAGAUCCCUCAUUCUAAUGUUCUGGAGCAACACAUUCAAGAUAGUACCAUGUUUGUGAGGUAGAGUAUGUAGAUUUCUAAGAACAACGUAUAGCAAUGUCAAAAAGGUAAAGAGUAUGUACAAACAUAGAAUAUUUAGUAAUAUCCUAAGUGAAAGUAACUGAGAAGUGUGGCUCAUCAUACCAAAAGGUACCCAGAAAUCACCUGCCAGUUAACCAAAAGUUUGUGAGAUGGCAAAUAUGAAAUGAAAUUAAAAGCAAUGAACCCAUUGUUCUUUACUUAUGUAAUUUGCCUAAUGAAGAAGUCAGACUGUUAGAUUUUUUUUUAAAAUGCCCUCCAUGCUAAGCCACUAAUAAAGUUCUCUCGAUGAAUAUGUAA
Messenger RNA from Podarcis raffonei (Aeolian wall lizard), 3519 nucleotides. It is a transcript of the gene LPAR1, whose product is annotated as lysophosphatidic acid receptor 1. Gene Ontology annotation, biological process: phospholipase C-activating G protein-coupled receptor signaling pathway; neurogenesis. Gene Ontology annotation, molecular function: lysophosphatidic acid receptor activity. Bases 125 to 1234 code for a protein of 369 amino acids. The record is from RefSeq and is a predicted model, not a curated record. The transcript has 4 exons. NCBI's taxonomy places the organism in Eukaryota, Metazoa, Chordata, Lepidosauria, Squamata, Lacertidae. Gene Ontology annotation, cellular component: membrane.